GUUGACGGUGGUUACUUUCGUUUCUGGUCAGGCUUAGUAUGUGUGCACUAAAUGCGAAUCCAAGUAAUGAUCCUAUAUCAGGGGAAAGAGUCAAAUUCCAUCGUUUGAUUGUUGACGAACCGAUAAAAGAUGAUAACUCGGUAGUUUAUUUAUCUCAAGCCAAGAUGGAUGCAAUGAAUCUGUUUCGUGGGGACACUGUUUUGGUCAAGGGUAAGAAACGUAAAGAAACGGUGUGUGUAGCCAUUGUGGAUGAGAGUUGCACAGACGACAAGAUUCGUUUAAAUCGUUGUAUUCGCAGUAAUCUACGAGUAAAGCCAGGAGAUAUUGUCAGUUUAAAGAGUCUUCCUGACAUCCUCUACGGGAAACGCAUUCACGUGCUGCCUAUUGACGAUACUAUUUUUGGUCUUACAGGAAAUUUAUAUGAAGCUUUUCUAAAACCAUACUUUUUGGCUGCCUACCGGCCUGUACAUAAAGGCGACAUAUUUGUCGUACGCGGUGGGAUGCGAGCUGUUGAGUUCAAAGUAAUUGAAACAGACCCGUCACCUUAUUGCAUUGUUUCUCCUGACACUACUAUUCACACAGAAGGAGAUCCAGUUAAACGAGAGGAUGAGGAAGAAAAGCUGAAUGAAAUAGGUUAUGACGACAUAGGAGGUUGUCGUAAGCAGCUGGCUCAAAUAAAAGAAAUGGUUGAGUUACCUCUUCGUCACCCUCAGCUGUUCAAAGCCAUAGGUGUGAAACCUCCUCGCGGAAUACUCCUUUAUGGACCCCCUGGUACUGGAAAAACCUUAGUUGCUCGGGCAGUAGCCAAUGAAAGUGGAAGCUUUUUCUUUUUAAUCAAUGGGCCGGAGAUAAUGUCAAAAUUGGCCGGCGAGUCAGAAUCUAACCUACGCAAAGCGUUCGAAGAGGCAGAAAAAAAUGCACCAGCCAUUAUUUUUAUUGAUGAACUUGAUGCGAUCGCCCCUAAGAGGGAAAAAACCCACGGUGAAGUAGAACGCCGCAUCGUUUCUCAAUUAUUGACAUUAAUGGAUGGUCUAAAACAACGGAGUCACGUAAUUGUCAUGGCUGCUACGAAUCGUCCUAAUAGUGUUGACCCCGCAUUGAGACGCUUUGGUCGUUUUGAUCGCGAAAUAGAGAUAGGUAUUCCUGAUAGUAUUGGGAGACUGGAUAUUUUGCGGAUACACACCAGGAACAUCCGGCUGGCUGAAGAUGUUGAACUUGAGCAAAUAGCCAAUGAAGCUCACGGUCACGUAGGAGCUGAUCUAGCUUCGUUGUGCUCAGAAGCUGCCCUCCAACACAUAAGAAACAAGAUGAAUCUUAUUGACUUAGAAGACGACACAAUUGACGCUGAAGUAUUGAACUCGUUGGCCGUAACGAUGGAUGACUUUCGUUGGGCUUUAGGAAAGAGUAAUCCGUCCGCUCUUCGCGAGACCACAGUUGAGGUACCAAAUGUCACCUGGGAUGAUAUUGGUGGGUUAGAAAAUGUGAAACGAGAGCUCCAGGAACUGGUUCAGUAUCCCGUUGAACACCCUGAUAAAUUCCUGAAAUUCGGUAUGACUCCUAGCAAAGGUGUCCUGUUUUAUGGUCCGCCAGGUUGUGGUAAGACGUUGUUGGCGAAGGCGAUUGCGAACGAAUGUAAAGCCAAUUUUAUCAGCAUCAAAGGACCCGAACUCCUUACUAUGUGGUUUGGUGAAUCUGAAGCAAACGUUCGGGACAUUUUUGAUAAAGCUCGACAAGCGGCACCGUGUGUGCUUUUCUUUGAUGAACUGGACUCGAUUGCCAAAUCCCUAGUUUAUACGUUAUGGCUGCUCAGUGUCUGAUUUGCUGAUUAACCUCGCUAAAAUAUUUUUUUAAAAAUGGGAUAUGGAGCAAGGAUAUGGGAGUGUUGUUGAUUUUUUGGUCGAAAUAGUUACUGCUAAUUGAUUGACGAGUAAUUAGAUGGUGAGUUAUUUAUUACAUAUCUCUUCAUGCCGGUAAAUGUCACUGAUAUUUUCGUCCCAAUAAGCGCGUUCCCCAUUGCAAUGUUCACUUCCCUAGGCUCGUGGAGGUAGCGUUGGUGAUGCUGGAGGUGCUGCUGAUCGUGUUAUCAACCAACUUCUAACCGAAAUGGAUGGUAUGUCUGCUAAAAAGAACGUUUUUAUCAUUGGUGCCACUAAUCGCCCAGAUAUUAUUGAUGGGGCCAUCUUGCGUCCUGGAAGACUCGACCAACUAAUUUACAUUCCACUGCCAGAUGAAGCCUCAAGAGCUAAUAUUCUAAAAGCUAAUUUAAGAAAAUCCCCAAUUGCAAAGGUAAGUUAUACUUUUUGUCUGAUCGUCAUUAAUGAAUCAUUUCAAUAUCGGUCUUCAUUUUUGAUGGAAGUAUAGGAUCUGUAAACUUAACUGCACCAAGCAUAGAAGUGCCCUUCGAUGAUAUUAGGAAAUUCACACCACGUUUGCAGAAUUAUAAAAUAUGACUUUCGGAUUUCGGCACCAGUUUGUUGGGAUUGUCUUGAGUUACACUUGAUGCUACUGAUUUCGAUUCCCUUCAAAGUGGUGAGUGUUCACCUUUAGUUCUAAAUAUGAAGGUGGGAGAAACUUAGUUUCCUUCGAUUAAGCUAUUUUGUAGUCUACCGGUUGACAAUAAAAAUCAUAUUUGUACUACCCAUUGUGACUCGAAAUUAGAGAUAUGUUAGUUAUGGCCAGGUGAUUUUUGUCUGAUAAUUCUCCCUAACUGUGCAAUUAUGCGUAAACCAAAUUCUUUCUACAUUUACCACAAAACUCUAUUUAUUUACAAACCCACGGUACUGUAUUCCUUUCCGCUUGAAUUUUGUAAAUAAUGGUUACUCGGUACUCUAAUAACAUCUAGAUUCCCAUCACGCGAAGUGCUUUGUAUUACGAAGCUUCAAUUGUUUGCCAAAAAUUCUAGCUUCUCCCUCUAGGGGGUUACCAUGCUCUCAAUCUGAUUGAGUUCUUUUUACUUCAGUGAUAGUAAAUGUGACGAUUUGAGCUUAUUCCUUGCAUCACACGUUGUUUAGGGGUAACCUAAGUUGUCGCGCGAAAUUCGGCUGCGUAAUAGCAUACAACGGAAUAUUAUGUUAUCGAUGGUACUCCUGAGUCUGAAAAACCAUCUUGCUUAUCAUUGCCGCACUAACAUAUUGUACCUUUUUGCUGUUGCAGUGUUCUGUAGUAGUCUUUUUAGCCAAAAUUGUCUGAAAUAUGGCUUCAGACUAGUGCUUAUAUUGCUGAUGUGUUGAACUUAAAGACUUACGUUCUUUGCUAAAAACAAUCAGUUUAGUCAGCUUCAGUUCAUUGAGACAGUUUUCCCGGUAUAAAGCGUUUGGUUUCCUCAGUAAUAAAUUUUAAAAGUGUAUGCAAAUUUGCUGCCUUUCUGUUAAGCUUAUAUAAUUACUUGUAAAAUACCAGACAUUUUGUGUGCCUCUAUGAUCCUCCUCUUUUGUCGAGUGUAAACAAAACAAAUCAAAAACGUUUUAAACCGACUGGGUGAUAAAUUCGAACCAAAAUCUACUCAUCGGAAAAAAACAAGCAAUUAUGUUGCAACCACUCGCUUUGUAUGUCGCAGUUUCAAACCCUUUUCAAUCUAGCUAGGUAAUAUCACUGGUCUUUAUAGUUAUAACUUAACUGAAUCAGUACUUUUCGAAUCAUAAUUUUUAUAGUUAUUCCUUUACACUACCAUGGGUCGCGCAUUUUUAGCCCAUUUAACAGUUUAUAUUUUAGUGUUACACUUGAGACAAAUUUCUUGUCUAAAUUUUAGGGAUUUGGGUAACAGAUUUAAGAUUGUAUAAUGUAGUCUUUUUAACUGUUUAACAGGCAUUUACUAACUCUUGGUCUUUUUAAUAUUAGGAUGUUGACAUUAAUUUCUUAGCAAAAGCUACUCAGGGAUUUUCGGGUGCUGACCUCACAGAAAUAUGUCAGCGUGCCUGUAAACAAGCAAUACGUGAGUCUAUCGAGGCGGAAAUACGUGCUGAAUCUGAAAAGAAAAACAAGCCUAAUGCUAUGGAAGAUGAUUUUGAUCCAGUGCCAGAAAUAACUCGUCGUCACUUUGAAGAAGCAAUGCGCUUUGCAAGACGCUCAGUGACUGAAAAUGAUGUACGGAAAUAUGAAAUGUUCGCCCAAACAUUGCAACAGUCAAGAGGAAUAGGUAGUAAUUUCAGAUUCCCUGGAUCAGAUGGACCUGGAAUACCUACAGGUCACGGUACUCAGGGAGGAGGAGGAUCAGCCUAUGGAUCUCAAAAUGACGCAGAAGAUUUAUACAACUAAACGAUUGUCACAACAUUUUACUUUUCAGUUUAUUGAAAACUUUAGGCUCAAGCUAUCCUGUGUCAUCAAUUUUCACCUACUUAUGCUUCUGGUUUGAAUUCUAAUUAUCAGUUAUGUGACGUCUGACUGAUUAAUUUUUUCUAUCCCCAAACUGUUCCCUUUGUAAUUCAGACAGAAUUUGUACCUGGCAUAUUUCCAUACAUUUAUUUCAUGUUAUU
Molecule: messenger RNA, 4472 nt
Organism: Schistosoma bovis
Lineage: Eukaryota; Metazoa; Platyhelminthes; Trematoda; Strigeidida; Schistosomatidae
Source: the annotation of a GenBank genome assembly